AUGGGUGGAGAUAUUCAUCUUUGUUCGAUAGCAUUAGGUAGAAAACAUUUGGUUAUUUUAUAUUUUGCAAAUUUAUUUGGAUGUUUUUUAUCAUGGGUAUCGACUUUAAUCACUAUCAUUUCAUUUAUAUUCAAUAUAUAUAAAAAAAAGAAACUAUUUAAAGAAAAUCCUCACCAUGUUUGUGUUUCAGAAAAUUCAUAUCAAUAUUUUGACCAAUCUAAAUUAAAUGAUAUAAAUAAUAAUAAUAGUAAUAACCAUGAUAGUAGCAAUCAUCAUAACAAUAGUCAUAAUCAUUCCCCUAUUGAUAAUAAUAAUAAUAAUAAUAAUAAUAAUAAUAAUAAUAAUAAUAAUAAUAAUAAAAAUAAUAAUAAAAAAAAUAAUAAUAACAAAAGUGAAGUUGGAGAAAAAGACUCAUUAAUAAAUAAUAUAAUUAUUCCAAUAGAUUCAAGUAAUGAUAGUACCUCUGGUAGAAAUAUAGCCAGUAAUAAUAAUAAUGGGUAUUAUCAUUCAAUUACUCUAUCAAAAUUAGAUCAUAAAAAAAAUCUUCAACUUAUUGAAGAUUCAAAUAAUAAAAAGUGUGGCCCAAAUUGUAUAUUAUAUUCCGACUCUCCACAACAUAUUCAAAUUAUUGAACAAAAAACAAAACCAAAGAAAAUCGAUACUUUAAUUUUUUAUCUUGCGAUAUCAGAUUUUAUUGCAGUUUCAGCCCUUAUAGUUUCACAAUUAAUUAUAAUUUUAGACGAUAGUUUAUCAAAAUCAAAAGGAUUCUGUAUCACCGCAAGAGCAACAAUUCACUUUGGUCUAUUGGCUACUAUUUUUUGGUCAAACUCAACUGUUGAGGAAACCAAUGAUUGGUGUACUAUUGAAGGUACUUAUCAAUUUUAUUUCUGGGUGAUUCCAUUAUUCGUAUCAUUUUCGUGGAAUCUCUUUUGCUAUCUUUUAAUAUACAAGAAAUUUAAACAAAUUCUUUCUUUUGGUAUUUAUGGAACCCACACACAUCAACUAAAGAGAUUUAUUGGUAGAAAGCUUUCAUUAUACUUAUUAUCAUUCAUGCUUGCAUGGAUUUGGGAUGUUAUUAAUCAGUCUAUAUUUUAUUAUCAAGAUAAAUGCCCACCAUUUACAAUGAUGUUUCUUCAAGAUUUCUUUGGGACCUCUGCAGGUUUCUUAAACUUUAUAGUAUAUGUUGUAACCAAUAAGUUUUUUUCAUUUCAAAGAAGAUAA
Molecule: messenger RNA, 1221 nt
Organism: Dictyostelium purpureum
Lineage: Eukaryota; Evosea; Eumycetozoa; Dictyosteliales; Dictyosteliaceae
Exons: 4
Coding region: 1-1221 (406 amino acids)
Biological process (GO): adenylate cyclase-activating G protein-coupled receptor signaling pathway
Cellular component (GO): plasma membrane
Molecular function (GO): G protein-coupled receptor activity
Source: RefSeq, a predicted model, not a curated record